UUUUUUUUUUUCCUUUCUUCUUUUUCUAUUUUCCUUUCUUUUAGAACUUGUUUUGCGAUUAGAUACUAGGAUUCAACUACUACUAGUCACAUUACAUUUACAGCAGCUUAUUUUACUUCAUGAUACCAAUGACUCGACCUGUAUCUUCCUCUUUAUACCCAUCUCGUCGACAAUAUAGGAAUAUCUCUUCAUUGCAAAAUGUCCAAGCAGAAAAAAAUGAAACUUCUUCGGUAGCUAUUCAAGAAGCUAUAUCCUGUACCCCUUUUUAUAACAAGAAAAAUACAUGUUCUUCUUUCACCACCAAGCUGAAUAGUAUGUUACAGAACUUUUAUACAAAAACAGCGUUGAUCAUCAUACAAGCAAGGCUAGUUACUUCAAGAACAGAUAGACUCAACAAAUGGUUUUCAUUGACAAUGACAGAUAUAUUAUCUCUUCGAAAUGAAUUACGUUUUUGGCAAUCAAGAGCUGUCUAUCCAUGUGAAAAGUGUCCUCCUGCUAUGAUCAUUCAUAUUUAUUUGGACACAACUCAUCUUAGUUUGGAACAAAUACAAAAUAUUAUGAAGGAUUAUAUGCAUCAUCACCGGUUCAAUCGAGCAUAUGAUAAAAAAAAGAUUAUUUUGGAAUCUUGGACUCUAACUUGCAAGCAGGCUGCAUCAUCUGAUGAUUCAACGACAUUUGAUUUACCUAGUUUAUAUAAACAAUUCAUUACCUACUUUCGUGCUCUGCAUUCGCUUACUCGUCUUCUUCCUGGAUGUUUACUCUUCCGACAAUUACAAAAAGAAGGAACAUUUGGUUUAUGUUAUAGAUUAGGGACCGACAUGAAUUCAUUUCUUCAUGAUGAAUUGAACCCAGACAGUGGAUCUCUUCUGCGAUCAGCAGUGUAUGAAUUCUCAGAUAUCGAUACUCCAAUAGGUACAUUACAAUUAAAAGUUCACUAUCGAAUCACAGAUCGGAUGAAUGGUGAUUACAGUAUACUUGCAACCGAAAGGAAAGAAAAUGUACGAUCUUGUCGACAACGACAACCUAUACUACCUAGAUCACAGUCAAGUCCAUUAUUACAACAUCAACGUAAGAUACCUAUUUUGCAUGACAAUGAUACCUGGGCGGUAACAAAAGAUGAACAAGAAUGGAAUACAGUUUCGACAUAUGGACAGGAUUCAUCGACAUGUUAUCGACUUUCAAGAAAAUCAUCAUCAUCGUCAUCAUCAUCAUCAACAUCGUCAAGGAAAGCAUCAACGCUUUGCAUCUCACCCUUCAAGUCUCCUUCACUUUCUUCAGCAUCCACUUUAACUACAUCUACCAUGUCCAACCAUAUUCCGAUAGUUGAAAAAUCAAAGUCAUCUUCUAUUACUGAAAGCAGCAAGACACCAUCUGGCAGCUUUUUAUCAAGUUUUCAAAAAUGCAAGACAACCAAAAGCUACAUGUCAAGACAAAACACAAUAGAUAGGCGAACACACAAAACUUCUUUGGAGAAAAUGAAUCAAAUGCUGGACAUGGAUGAUGAAUUUGAAAAGUUUGUACGACUUAUCAACACAAAGCACGAACUCAAGUUAUGCCAGGGAAACAAGUCAAUGGAGAAUAUACGAUCCGAUAUGAAAUGUUGCAAUAACGAUAGUGCAGUAUGUGCUCAUUAUCAAGAUCUUUCAACGCGCAAUGAUAUGAGUGAUUCUUUGACAAUUGGAAAUGAUACAUGUCAACGGUUCGAGACUACCCUUGGACGUUUCCUUGCUCUUCGAUGCGGACAUAGUGACCUUGAAGAAUCCAUGACUAGCAAUAUCGCAACCACAACUAGUUUCUCCUCACCAUCACAUUCCAUGUUUUCGACUACCACCACCACUACAACACCAUCACUAGACCAUACAUCAGUAUCUUCAACAUUGGCUUUACCAUCCGCCUCCAGCUUCAAUACUAUCACAACCAAAAAUAUCGAUCAUUUUAUAGUAGAUGAUUCCCAACAGCAGAAACUACAACAGUCUUACCCUUCUCAACAAAUGGAUACUUUGGAAGAAGAACAAGAAUUGGAUGAUGUUUGAAAUAGGAUAGAUAGUUUAGUCUGUUUGAUGCUUUAUUACCAAUAUAAGAUAUGUCCAAAGUUUAAAUUUGUAACAAGAAGGAUGAUUUGUUCAUGUAGUACAUGGGAGUCAAUUAGGGAUUCAACACGUGGUUUAUUUGGAAAAUAAAACUAUGCUUUUUUUUUAAUUUUGAC
Molecule: messenger RNA, 2206 nt
Organism: Halteromyces radiatus
Lineage: Eukaryota; Fungi; Mucoromycota; Mucoromycetes; Mucorales; Cunninghamellaceae
Product: autophagy-related protein 13-domain-containing protein
Exons: 10
Coding region: 120-2033 (637 amino acids)
Biological process (GO): piecemeal microautophagy of the nucleus; protein localization to phagophore assembly site; autophagosome assembly
Cellular component (GO): phagophore assembly site; cytosol; Atg1/ULK1 kinase complex
Source: RefSeq, a predicted model, not a curated record